Messenger RNA from Stegostoma tigrinum, 689 nucleotides. RefSeq names its product LSM4 homolog, U6 small nuclear RNA and mRNA degradation associated (gene lsm4). NCBI's taxonomy places the organism in Eukaryota, Metazoa, Chordata, Chondrichthyes, Orectolobiformes, Stegostomatidae. The record is from RefSeq and is a predicted model, not a curated record. The transcript is spliced from 5 exons. The coding region runs from base 79 to 522 and encodes 147 amino acids. Gene Ontology annotation, biological process: spliceosomal snRNP assembly; mRNA splicing, via spliceosome; nuclear-transcribed mRNA catabolic process. Gene Ontology annotation, molecular function: U6 snRNA binding. Gene Ontology annotation, cellular component: spliceosomal tri-snRNP complex; P-body; U6 snRNP.
CGGAGACAGAAUGGUGAGGGUGAGGGCCGCAGGCUGAGCCUGAACAGGCUGCAGCAUUGGACGCUGAGGGGUGACCUUAUGGAGGCUUAUAAACCCCUGCCCCUUUCAUUACUUAAGACGGCACAGAAUCAUCCAAUGCUUGUGGAGCUGAAGAAUGGAGAAACGUACAAUGGUCAUCUGGUCAGCUGUGACAACUGGAUGAAUAUCAACCUGCGGGAGGUCAUUUGUACAUCCAGGGAUGGGGAUAAGUUCUGGAAGAUGCCGGAAUGUUAUAUCCGUGGCAGCACCAUCAAGUACCUCCGCAUCCCGGAUGAAAUCAUCGACAUGGUGAAGGAGGAGGUGCUGUCGAAGGGCCGAGGCCGUGGCAUCCAGCAACAGAAGCAGCAACAGCAACAGAAAGGCCGUGGUGCAGGUGGCGCAGCUGGCAGAGGUGUUUUUGGUGGACGCGGACGUGGAGUGGCCGGAGUCAACAGAGGACAAGAGAAGAAGCCAGGAAAGUUAUCGGGAAUGAAGAAACCAUGAAAGAAGUAGUGUGUUUGUUUAUGCGUGUGUGUGUGUGUCAGAUUCUGACUGUUUGUUUUCUGUACAGGUUGUGUAAAUGAGUCACAUUCACAUUGGGUUUAAUUAGCUGUUUUGUAAAAUAUAAAUAGAUAUUGUCAAAGAAAAAUUAAAAAAAUCAUUUGAGUCUC